CUGGGACUAACGCGUGACCACGCCGGUUUCCAUAGCGACACGAUUAGGCUCAAACAAAGCAGCCUCGCUAACUCACGGUUCGCUCAAAAACUUAUUUAACGCUAAAUUUGUUAGCUAGUUCGCAUUUUUAACAUUGCUGCAAACACCGAAAGACUGAUGGCUCUGGUCACUGCUGUGGGCUGAACGCUUGGCUGAAGCUGAAAAGGAUCCUCGGUGAAGCAGAAUCAGUGACAAGCCGCCAUGGUACGUCUGACCAUAGAUCUGAUCGCUAAAUCUAGAAACCACUUCAAAAAGAAAAGGGGCCUUUCCUUCCCACACUACCUGAAGACACUCACCCACCUCCACUUUUCUAGCCGGAAUAUUGACGAUAUUGGUGAUCUUUCCAUGUGUAGAAACCUCACUGUUCUUUACCUGUAUGACAAUCACAUCACACAAAUUUGUAACCUUGGGUUUGCCUCCAACCUCACCCAUCUGUAUAUGCAGAACAAUGAGAUCACUCAUAUAGACAAUCUCUCUAAUCUGCAGAGGCUCUCCAAACUGUAUCUUGGUGGAAACAGGAUUGCAGUGGUGGAGGGCUUAGAGCAGCUCCGCGAGCUCAAGGAGCUUCAUCUGGAGAAUCAAAGGCUGACACCAGGGGAAAAGUUGCUCUUUGACCCCAGGACUCUCAUCUCCCUGGCUGAAUCUCUGUGUGUGAUGAAUAUCAGUAACAACAACAUUGAUGACCUGAGAGACUUGGCAGUGCUGAAGGAACUCCAGCGUUUUUCAGCCACUGACAAUAAAUUGCAAAAUAUAGAGAAUCCUCUAUUUGAUACCCUAAACCACCAGUGCUUAAGUUUCCAGAAGACUCAUCUGCAGGAGUUAGAGGACGUGUUCAGCCACUGGCCUCAGCUGCUUCAGAUGGAGUUGGAUGGAAAUCCUGUGUGUAAAAUACCAAAGUACAGAGACCACCUGAUUACCGCAUGCAGAAACCUUGAGGUUCUCGAUGGAAGAGAAAUUAAUGAGUUAACCAGACAGUUUCUUAUUAACUGGAAAGCAUCGAAGGAGAGCAAGAAGAAAAAAACAAUCAAACAACUGCUGAUCACCUAUCCCUUAACAGAUGACUUUGACACGGAUCAGGGUCCUGGUCACAUCCACACUAACAUGCAGAGAUGGAAGCCACAGCAGCCUCUCAGGUCCAGAAUCCCAGCUCACACAGACCUCAGUUACAACGAGAGAAGACACAUUUUUGACUGAAAUGAUUUAACUGUUGACACAAAAUUCUCAGUGUUAUAUCAUUUCAGCUAUAGCCUACAACCAGCUGUCAUAUAGAAUGUAUAUGCAAUAUAAAACAUAUAUAUUUUGACUGCUGCUAACAGAUGUUACCCCACAUUCUGAUCUAUCUUACAAUUCUCCCCAAAAGUCAAGACAUGUUUUUCAGAUUAGGUUUAUGGAAAAAUUUUAUUGUCAUCACUGUGCCUUGAUUAACUGUGUCUGUCAACCUCUAGUGAACAUUCAGUAAAUGUUAAGCCACAGCAGUCUUAGUGGAAAACAUCUAUGAUUGCUGACCAGUGAUCUGAUGAUGUUUGGUCUUGGUUUUCUCCAAUCUUACAGGGUACAAAAAUUAAAGAUUCUAUGAGUGGACAGCUGUUUCAUCAGCCGUCUAUAGUGGUGCAGACGCUUAAGCCGAACCAACCAGUCGUUUGAUUUCUCCACCCGCAGACAAAGACUAACACCCUUGGCUAGACACUUCAGUCAUAAUGGCUGCAGAUCUGUUAUUCUUAGCAAGACAGAGAAACAGUCACUGUCACCCACUCACUGUGACAUCUAAAGCUUUUUAGAGUCACUUCCAUAUCCUUCACUUUGUUGAUUAUAUAGUCUGCCUUACCUGGUUUAAAAAAUAUUAAUAAAAAUACAUUUUAUUGUCAACAUAUGUGUGUAGAAUGACUCUGUAAUAAUACAGUAACUAACCCUGCAUUGCUACAACAGAGUCCAUAAGGCUGAAAUGGUUCACUUUUUGUUAAAAAAGAUGAAUGAACGAUUUUCACUUUUCUUUCCCUCACUGCACCCAGAUCAUUUCUAAAUACAUUUCUGGAUCACCUACCCAACUACAGUUACUUGCUCAUAGGUCUACAUUUUCUGUUCUUCUGUAUGUAUUUUGGGAAAUAAGUGAAUCAUAAGAUGCAGAGUGGCACAAUGAUCUCUU
This is a messenger RNA of Monopterus albus (swamp eel), 2182 nucleotides long. RefSeq names its product protein phosphatase 1, regulatory subunit 42 (gene ppp1r42). The transcript is spliced from 9 exons. NCBI's taxonomy places the organism in Eukaryota, Metazoa, Chordata, Actinopteri, Synbranchiformes, Synbranchidae. Bases 241 to 1233 code for a protein of 330 amino acids. The record is from RefSeq and is a predicted model, not a curated record. Gene Ontology annotation, molecular function: protein binding.